UGGACCUCAGCAUUCCUCCUGGUGCGAUACUUGUAGUAGUAAUAUAUGGAAAAGCGUAUAUCUCGUGGGUAUCACACCGAUUUACGCGAUUGACGAUACUGCCUCCUUUGGAAGCAAACGUGUUCUGGGUCAAGCAAACGUUAAAACGCCCGCUUGUGUUAUGCCGUGUUCUGCUUCAUGAAAAUUGAGAGCGAUUAGAACCAUGCCUACCGAUUUCUGUUUCGAGCAUUCGGAGAUCAGCAUAUUGCCUCUUGAUAACUCCAAUUUUGAGGCUAAAGAGAUUGUGAGUGAGUCUGAAAACGAAUCUGUCCGCCAAUCGCCUUGCAAAAAACAGAAGGUUGUCGCAGAAAAUACUGAUGGCGAGUCCGAGUAUGAUUCGCUUAGCGAUCCAGAUUCGGAGUCAGAUAUGCACCCCUUUUAUGGGGAAAUGGAAUCCGAAUGUUUUAACAUUGGUGAUGAACCAACAGUAAUUUGCAACAUGCGGAUGUAUCCAUUCGAUUUGCAAGAAGAAAAGAACAUGCGGAGGAUGAGGUUUUGGGCCAAUUAUGCUAUAUUUAUCAUGAAUGAGCAGAUCUUUGUCAAUCAGAAUCCAUAUACGAGCCUCCAACUAAAGGAAGUAGUACGGGUUGUUUCAACUCCAAUGCCCUGCUGUGCAAUAUUCAUGACAUUCCAAGCUCAAGAUAGGAGUGGAGUGGUGUUCAACUAUGAAGCUAAAAUGCAUGACUUCAUGAUAAGUUAUCAAUUGCAGGUUGAGUUUUGCAGAGAAGUGGGAUCCGACAAAAAAAGUCAUUCCGAGAUGGAUGAUGUUUCUUCCUGAUUCUGAAGAAGAUGAAUAUGUUCAAUCAGAACACGAUGUGAUUCAGUUAAAGGAUGUUGAACUCAAGCGGCGCUUCAGUCCCCAUUUUGAACAAAUUAAAAAAAGCAAAUCUUUACCGCUGCUUGUGUUCGCUGGCACCCUUCACCCAGUAGAUCGUUCAAAUGAAGAAGAAUUUCGAAGAGUCAUGUUUUGUGCCAAAUUUGCCUUAUUUCACUAUACUGCAGAAGAGGAAUCAAAGCCUACCCUUCAAUUCAAAGAAAUUGUGGAUGCUAUUAAGAGUGCAACAUCACCUAGUCAAACAUACUAUAUUACUUUCAAAGCCGAAGACACUAUGUCAAGCAACAAAGAGGUUACUUUUUAUGCUCAAGUGUUUGACCACAUGUCAAAACAUUACUUGAAGCUGGGAUUUUGCAGGGAUGCAUCUGGGAAUAGAGUUAUUCCGCCAGAUCGGGAGUAACCAGAACAUGUAUGUUGGGUGUGGUUGAAUGCUUAGUAGAUAACUUGAUGUUGGCUAGUGGUUGAAUGCUUAGUAGAAUUUUUAUUCCAGGAGGUAACUUGUAGUGAAGAACUUGGCAUGGCUUGUGUAACGACUGUGAUGAAUGCUUAGUAGAGUUUUUAUUCCAGGAGCUAUGUAGUGAACUAGUGAAGAACUUGGCAAGUUGGCAUGGCUUGUGUAACCAUUUUGAUAAAUGCUUAGUAGGCUUUUUACUCUAUGUUUCGUAUUUUUAAUACGUAAUACGUAUGCUAUUAAAUUUAUGCUGAUACAGUAACUUUCGCAAUUCUAAAAGUUGUAUAAUUUAAUGGAAAAAUCGCUACAUAACCUUAAUAAAUGGGUCAAGUGAAAUUAGUAGCAUAUGUUUAUUUAUUGAGGUAUUAACAAUUUUGUUGGCAAUAUACAGCC
This is a messenger RNA of Cuscuta epithymum, 1718 nucleotides long. NCBI's taxonomy places the organism in Eukaryota, Viridiplantae, Streptophyta, Magnoliopsida, Solanales, Convolvulaceae. The record is from the annotation of a GenBank genome assembly.